AUGGCCUACAUCCUCCUGGCUCACCUAUCCCAACCAGAGGUGACAACCAGUGACAUCACAAAAUUGUCCCCAAUUCUGCGUCAGUUCAACCAAAGGUGCAACUCCUUUGGGGGUUUUUAUUCCACUCAGGACACUGUUGUUGGCUUCCAAGCCCUGAUUAAAUAUGCAGGCCUGACUUACUGGAAGGCAGGGCACACAAAGGUGAUGGUGAGAUCUGAAGAGGCCCUCCUGCUGGAGUUUCAUGUGGAUGGGAAGAACCAGCUGGUGCUACAGCAAGCACCUCUCCUUGGCAUCCCAGGGGUGUACACAGUGCAGGAGGCUGGGAGUGGCUGUGUGUAUGUGCAGGUUACGAAACGCCUGGACACAGGAGGAGAGGUGGAUGUCGUAUACUUAGACUUCAGGAAGGCCUUCGAUACGACAACUCUGAGCUACAAUGUCCCACCCCAUAAGAGUGAGGCGGUCUUUGUCCUGCACGUGGAGACAGCCCCAGUGGAGUGCAAUGAUGCAGCUAGGAAGCACUUCGACCUCCAUGUGGCAGUCAGCUACACUGGGAACCGCAGGAGCAGCAACAUGGCCCUGAUAGAAGUGAAGAUGCUGUCAGGCUUCAUCCCCGUGAAGAGCUCUGUGAAAGCAUUGCAAAAGAUACCCAUAGUGAAGAGGACCGAGGUUGACCCAGAGAAGGUCACCAUCUACUUGGAGGAGCUGGAUAAGACUCUGCAAAACUUCACUUUCUCAGUGGAACAAGAGAUUGAAGUGCAACAUCUGAAACCGGCAACAGUGCAUGUCUAUGACUACUACCAGCCAGAUGAUCAUGCCACUGCAGAAUACAAUGCCCCCUGCAGCUCAGAGAUCAAGAAAGAGGAUUCCCACUAGAACUUCUUAGCUGUAGAACCUGAAUUCACACUGCAAAUGUGGAAGAACAUCACAACUACUGUGGCUUUUCUGUCAAGCACCACUCAUUUCUGGUUCCUUUAGCUUUCUCUUCUUCCUUCAACCCAUGUCUGUCUCUUCCGUGGGAAACCCAGGUAGACCUGAAGAUACUUGACAGGUCAGGGGCCUAGGAAAGGGAUGGAAAGGCCACUGGAUUUCAGACCCAGGUGGAAUUCAGUGGCUGAAGCAGCAAGAGAAAAAUAGAAGGAAAAAGAGAUGGAGAAACAUGGUCCCCCUGAGGUGCCUUGGGAGUUCUAUGGUCUCUUCCUUGCCUUGGUUUUGUUCUUUGACUGGGAUUUCUUUAAGAAUCAAGGGAAGGCUUUCAGCUUUGCAGAGCUCAGAUUUCGGUCCCAGCUACCUCAGAACAAAGUGGAUGUUGAGCUCCAGGCUUUGGUUUCCAUUCUUACUUGAUGAAAAAUAAAACAACUAUACUAGA
Molecule: messenger RNA, 1366 nt
Organism: Alligator mississippiensis (American alligator)
Lineage: Eukaryota; Metazoa; Chordata; Crocodylia; Alligatoridae
Product: alpha-2-macroglobulin
Exons: 9
Coding region: 1-873 (290 amino acids)
Molecular function (GO): endopeptidase inhibitor activity
Source: RefSeq, a predicted model, not a curated record